Oncorhynchus keta (chum salmon) is the source of this 971-nucleotide messenger RNA. RefSeq lists its product as uncharacterized. The transcript has 5 exons. The coding region runs from base 191 to 940 and encodes 249 amino acids. NCBI's taxonomy places the organism in Eukaryota, Metazoa, Chordata, Actinopteri, Salmoniformes, Salmonidae. The record is from RefSeq and is a predicted model, not a curated record.
ACUCCCCAACCCAUCCCACUCCCAACCCCUUCCACACUUCACUUCUCAACCCUUCACUCCCAUCAUUCUUAUCCGUUCACUUACAUCAUUCUUAUGAUUGGAGGGGCUGAUGUACGUCUCUACCUCUUCAUUUUCACCAAUCUCCUCGUCGCCGUGGUAACCACCAACCUGGAGGAAAAGAUGGCCGACUAUGACGACAAGAACUCUUAAGAGUGUUCGCUGGCUAGCGAUUAUACCGGAAGAUACGGGAGUCCUGAUGGACCAGGGCAGAGGUGGUGACCAAGACCAUCAUGACCCGGCACCAGAAGACCUGGAAGAACCUGACCAUGGACACCUUGGAGAAGCUGGCCCUUGCCAGCACAAGAGGAUAGUGGAGGGGGUGCACAGCCUGUCGUUCAACGUACAGCAAGAGGUGAUGAUGAGGAACCAUAUGACAGCAACCCUCCAGGACAAACGAUUGAAUAAUGAUAUUGCCACCGGCCAUACUGGAGACAUCCUGUCCUCCACCCUCAUCACCCUGGAGAAGAGACUCAUGACAGGAACCCAGCUUUCAAUCGAGGACAGCCUGUGGACACAAGAUCGUGUCCGAGGGGAAAUGCAACUUUUCCCAUUGAAUGGAGUAUACAUCGAGGCGAUGGCUCCAUCUGCUGGACGUGCCAGGUCUCGACGGGCUCUCAAGCCAGGACUAAUUGGGGCUGAUUGGGAGCUGGUGAGUAAUCAAGGCCGGAUUGCUCACCAGCUGUGCAAGGGCCAUAAAGCUGUCAGAAGGGCCGCACACAGGAGGACUAGGGGAAGUGAGGUGACUUCCAUGUGGUUGGAUACGGUUACCCGAGCUAAGAUGAGGGAGUUGAGUUUGUGUGCACUACAGGAAGACCCGGAGCCCAGGAGAAGGUAUCGCGGAGAGGGUCUCAUGGGGGAGACCUGUUAUUUUUCUUUUUGAUUUAUUAUUUAAUAAACACCCUUGAAACUGA